Messenger RNA from Arachis ipaensis, 1218 nucleotides. Lineage: Eukaryota; Viridiplantae; Streptophyta; Magnoliopsida; Fabales; Fabaceae. The record is from RefSeq and is a predicted model, not a curated record.
AUGGCUGGUGUUGCCGGAGGGUACUCCUUGUUUGGGUUCUUGAAGAAGGAUGCAUAUAACUAUGCUGACAAGGCGAGGUGGGCAAAAAUAGUGGAUGGUGAUGCAAAUGCAGCCCUAGUAUAUCUUGAAGGAAAGGAUGAUUCGGACUCGAUGUCAGUUGCAAGGUACAACAUGAUUGCCGACGAAAGGCUGGGGAAUUUGAUAUGGGCUGAUGGUGCAAGCCGAUCGGACUACCAAUACUUUGGCAAUGUGUUAGUCUUCGACUCUACUUACAGGAAAAACAAGUACAAGAGGCCCGUUGUUAUUUUCUUUGGUGUAAAUAACCACAAGCAAACGACAAUUUUUGGGUUUGGGUUAUUAAUGGAUGAAAGUGUUUCCUUGUAUCGUUGGAUGUUAGAGAAUCUUUUAGAGGUGAUGUGUCGGAAGAAGCCGUUGGUAGUUAUAAUAGAUGGAGAUAUAGCGAUGAUUAAGGCUGUCAAGGAAGUUUUACCUGAAGCGAUACACCGGUUGUGUGCAUGGCAUGUAGAGAGGAAUGUUACCUCCAACAUGAAGGACGAGAAUUUGAAGGUCUUAUUCAAGCGGUGGCUGUACUCGGAGAUGGAGAUUGCCGAAUUUGAGGCGGAUUGGGAGGAUGUGCUUGAGGAGUUUGGGCUGAAGGAUAGUUUGUGGGCCAACCAAAUGCAUGAGAAGAGAAAAAUGUGGGCAAAUGCGUACCUGUCCGACAAGUUUUGUGCGGGAUUUCUAACGACAUCACGCUGUGAGGGGAUUAAUGCAUUCGUCAACAAGUUCUCCAAGUCAACCCACAGUAUACUUGAGAUGAGCCAGAACUUGGAACUAGCAGUACGCGAAUAUAGAAACAAGGAAAUUCUCCUCCAAUUCAACUGCAUACACACUGUGCCUGUGAUGACCACUUGUCUCAAAUCAAUCGAGUCUGUUGCCGCAAGGGUGUAUACGAGGGAGGUGUUUUCGGAUGUAAAGAAGGAAAUAGAAAAGGCUAGAGCUGUUAAUCUAGUGAGGAAAAGGAGACACAUGUUCUUCAUGAUGAAAGCUGAGCACCUUGCAAAGAUUCCAGAACCCUUAGUUCUGAAGCGAUGGAGAUUGGAUGCAGAAUCUUUAGACAAAUAUGUUGAGAAUUGGGAGGAGUCAAGCGAGAGGGGUUACUUACUACGCCAUGGUGCACUAUAUUCUGCAUCACAGUGGCUAUUUUUCCUUGGGUGA